Molecule: messenger RNA, 2913 nt
Organism: Acanthosepion pharaonis
Lineage: Eukaryota; Metazoa; Mollusca; Cephalopoda; Sepiida; Sepiidae
Source: the annotation of a GenBank genome assembly
AUGGGUAUUACACCUGAUCCACAACAAACUCUUUUCCCACCCGUUUCCGAUGUAGUGUUUGUGGUCGAAUCUACCGCCAACCUUGCAGCCCAUAUAGACGUGCUGAAGACUUCUUAUAUAAUUCCCACACUUGAAUAUUUUAAUGGUGGCCCACCUGACCCUACUGAUUAUGGAUGUGAUUUCAGCUGUACAUUAUAUGCUCUGGUGACAUUCCACUCGGCUGACAUUGCCCCAGAACCUGCUGCUCGUUGUUAUGCACCAACAACUAACAUCCACACAUUCCUCAGUUGGCUUGAUAGUGUCCCGUUUAUUGGUGGUGCUGGAGAAGGCAAGAGUCAUGUAGCUGAAGGUCUCAGUACUGCAAUUCAAGUCUUUGAUGACUUUAAAAAGAGACGCCAUCCAAGUAUCAAGCCACAAUGUCACUGUGUGCUUGUCACCAACUCUCCACCUUACCAGAUCCCAAGUUUUCAGGUGAAAAACUAUGCUGGUCAUACCUGUGAAGAACUUGUUAGCAUGAUGGCUAAUAAAGGUAUUUCAUUCUCUGUGAUAUCACCCAGAAAAAUACCUGUUCUGUUACGGUUGUUUGAAGAAGGUAACAUGGGCUGUGACUCUCAAAUAAAUAUGAAAGACUGUACUGUUGAUCAUCGGCAUCAGGUGUUAUUAAAAGGAUUCACCCUUCCAGAACGCUCAAACAGUCCGAGUUUAGAAGAAGAGAGGCAACUCACGGAAAUGCUACGUGCUAAAAUAUCGAUUGUGUUGCCUGGUAAUCAACAGCCAUCUCCUCAGUCGCUUCAAUCUGGAGGGAAUAUGGUACCUGGUCAGCCGGUGAUACCAAACCAAGCCAAUCAUAUGAAUGUCCAGUCACAGGGUGGUCAGCCACAGCAAAUGGGACAGCAGCCAAUGCGUCCAGGAAAGCAAGGUAUGGCUCACAUGGGAGGUCGUGGAGGGGCUGGUGCUGGUGGACCACAGAUGCCGAUGACCCCACCACAGGUGAUGCAGCAGCCAAAUAUGUCUCCACAGAACAUGCAACAACCCCAGCAGCAGCCAGGACUUCACCUGAUGCAACAAAACAUAGGGGCACAACAAAUUCAGAAUGCUGUUCAGUCUCGGGUGAUGUCACAGUCGAAUGAGGAAUCUGCUAUGAUGGUCUCACGCCAAGCUAUGGCCACCUCUCAGACAAUGAUGGGACCUAGACAGCAAGCACCAAUGAUGGCUCAAGGCAACCUUGUAUCUCAACCGGGUGGUAUGAUACCUGGCCAACCUGUAAUGGCUCCAGGCAAUGCAAACCUUCAAGGUCCCAUGACCAUGGCGCAGAACCCACAGCUGCACCCGACUCACCCUCAUGUAACUAUGCCAAACCAACUUCAGCAACAGCAGGUACAUCCCAACUUCCAGAAUAGCCCUGGUUCUCAGAUGCCACCUAAUGCUGCCCCUGGCGCUGGUGCAGGCAUUGCAACCAUCAGUCAGCAGGCGGGGCAGCAGCGUAUCCACUUGACGCCUGCACAACUGCAGUCCAUGAAGCAGCAACAGCAGCAGGCCCAGCAGCAAGCUCAACAGCAACAACAGCAGCAACAAGCACAACAACAGGCACAACAGCAGCAGCAGCAACAGCAGCAGGCUCAACCAAUGACCCAGCCACAACAGCAGCAGCAGCAACAACAGGGUGCUGUGCCAUCUCCUCAACAACAGCAGCAGCAACAACAACAACCCCCACCACAAGGACCCAGCCAACCAGGGUUGCCAAUUGAUAUUAAUAAUACGGCUUUGGGCCCCAAGGUUACUAGAGAGAAAAAGAUCUGGUCAGGAACAUUAGAGUGGCCUGAUAUGUCCAAGCAAGGUCCCAACACCACCAAAGUGACUCGAUCCUUACAGUGCAAUAUGACAAUUGCAGCAGGAGAACAAGAUAUCAACACCACUAAUUGGCCGAGUAAGCUGAUCAUGCAGUUGCUGCCCAUAGACAUUUUGAAUCAUUUCUCCGAUUUGUUCGUUAACACAAAGACGCUCACCUUCAAUUUUGCCAGUUCUGAUGUGGAAGCAAUGAAGAGUCUCUACCGCAUUCUUGGAAACUCUCUUCAGGCUGGCUGUGUGCAUAUCCCAGGUGUUAAAAUGAAAAUUUAUAUUUCAAUUUUUUUUUUUUUGUUUUCUCUUUUCUUUUUCUUCAUUUUCCUUUUUUUCCUUUUUUUCCAUUUUUCUCCUUUUUCCUCUCCCUUUUUCUCCCUUUUUCUCCUUUUUUUCUUUUUUUCCUUUUCUCCCUCUCCUUCCCCACCUUUUUCUCCUUCCCCACCUUUCUCCCUCCUUCCCCCACCUUUCUCCCUCUCCUUCCCCCACCUUUCUCCCUCUCCUUCCCCCACCUUUCUCCCUCUCCUUCCCCCACCUUUCUCCCCCUCCUCCCCCCCCACCUUUCUCCCCUCCUUCCCCCCACCUUUCUCCCUCUCCUUCCCCCACCUUUCUCCCUCUCCUUUCCCCCCCCCCACCUUUCUCCCUCUCCUUUUCCCCCCCUUUCUCCCUCUCCUUCCCCACCUUUCUCCCCCUCCUUUUCCCCCACCUUUCUCCCUCUCCUUUUCCCCACCUUUCUCCCUCUCCUUUUCCCCCCCACCUUUCUCCCUCUCCUUCCCCCACCUUUCUCCCUCUCCUUCCCCCCCACCUUUCUCCCUCUCCUCCCCCCCCACCUUUUCCCCUCCUUUUUCCCCCACCUUUUCCCUCUCCUUCCCCCACCUUUCUCCCUCUCCUUUUCCCCCCACCUUUCUCCCUCUCUUUUCCCCCCACCUUUCUCCUCUCUUUUCCCCCCACCUUUCUCCCUCUCCUUUUCCCCCCCACCUUUCUCCCCUUCCCCCCCCCAACUUUUUUUUCCUUUUUUCCUCUUUAAGCACUUUUAGAACACAAAAUUUUAAUUUAACAAUUAUUAGCUACUGA